UUAAAACCAACGUGGAAGAGGAACAGAGAAAAAGGUUCGAGGAUCAGCUUGUGGCAGAGCACAGUAGGAUAAAUUCUCUAAACCGCUCGCCACCGCUCAAUGCCACACUGCAGGCAUUUAAUAGAAUCCUAGAAAAUAAUGAAAUGAAGAAACAGGCUCUGAUCCCGAAUGAAACAGAACUGAUUGCAGGAAAGAAGCGACAAAGGAGCCCUGAAGAAAUGAGGGAAACGAAAUACACGAUUUUAUGUAAACAAAUGUGCGACAUACAACAAAUAGUAAUAAGCUUACAUGAUACGGCCAUAGGCAACACUAACACGAAAGUAGAAAUUAAGAAAGGAGUAAAAGAACUAAAAAGAAAAAUCGAAAGGAUGAAAACAAAAAUGGAUGACUUUGAAGAAUAUAGUAACGAACAAAAACUAAGGCGAGCCGAAAGGAAGAAACAAAAGCACCAACAAUUACUAAAGAGACGAGAACCAUCGAAACGCAAGUAGACUCAAGAAUGAUCGAGCAAGAAACACGUGCUAUAAAGAUAGAACAAGAAAAGCUAUGCGAGGAAGAGCUAGAAAAGAAAGGAGGAUGAGAAGGUCUAAAGAAAAUUAUAGAUCUUACAUGGACGGACAGGCUAUACACAAAUAAAAGGUUAUUACAAGACAGGAAGAAAAUGGACCCUGGUGAUAUGGUACUGUUCGUAGACCCAGAGAAAGCCAUAGAAGAAAACCUAGCGAGAGAAGUCAGCGCACAUUUCACUGAUAUUAGGCCGCUGGUACGAAAAGGAAUAGCAGAAAUGAGACACAUUAAGGAGACAACCGAAAUGGUGAAUGAGGAUGGAGGAAAAGAGGAAAAAACAAAUCACCUAUGGGUGGUCCCCCUAACUACGGUACAUGAAGCUGACAGGAUCUAUAAUCAAAUAGAGGAGAUUAAAUCAAAAAUUACCGGGAACGAAGGUAAAAAAAUAAACAUGAUUACCACAGAAUAUCCAAAAGACCGAUACAUCAGGAAAUGCACGGAAGCGUUAUUUCAUAAAACGGAAACCCAGGUAACAAUAUGGAACAACUGUACUGACAAAGUAACUAAAGAACAAGAAAACACCCAAAAAAUCAUCAUGAGGACGGAUGGAAAGGAUUAUGCCAAUGCUCUUAAAUCCAUCAAAGAAACAGUUAACCUGGAUAGGAUCGGGGUACAGAUUAAAAAUAUCAGUAAGACUGCACGGGGAGAUGUGCUCAUGGAGAUACCAGGAGGUAAACAAAAAGCACAGGCGCUUAAAGGAGCUAUAGAAAAAGAAAACAAUGAAUCCAAAGUAGAAAUUCGAAGGGAUACGAGUAUAAUAUAUAUAUAUAUAUAUAUAUCGGAUAUAGAAGCCGAUAUAGAGGAAGACAAUGUAAAAUAUGAGAUAAUAAAUAACGUCAGGAAACCCUUGGAUGGUGAAAUCCAUAUCGAAGUAAAAAUUAGAACAAAUAGAAAUGGCAACCAAAAUGCAAUGGUCAUCUUGGAUAGGGAUGCUGCGAGAGAAAUUAUAAGAAUGGGAAGCAUAAAAAUAGGAUGGAUGUCAUGUAGAGUAAGAAGCAGAAUCUCACUCACCAGAUGUUACAAAUGCCUGGGCUUUGGACACUACACGGCCUAGUGUAAGGGGCCUGAUAGAUCAAAAAACUGCAUGAAUUGCAACCAAGUAGGACACACUGCAAAAGAAUGCAAAAAUGACCGUUUCUGCACUAGUUGCAAACAAGAGGGCCAUAGAGCUGAUCAAAUGGCAUGCCCAAUAUUCAGAGAUGAAAUAAACAAAAAAUCAAGGGAAAUAGAGGACAAAAAAAUGGCAAAACGGAAGCCAACCCGAAGAACGACGGCACGAGAGAGCCUCCGUGAUUUGGAUGAAGUGUUUACAGGUUAACAUAGGUAGAACAAAAUAUCAAUAUCGUUACCAAGAAGGGGUAUAUAACGGACAUAAAAAAAGAUGUGGCUGUAUACAUAAGCAACAAAAAC
Molecule: messenger RNA, 1977 nt
Organism: Psylliodes chrysocephalus
Lineage: Eukaryota; Metazoa; Arthropoda; Insecta; Coleoptera; Chrysomelidae
Source: the annotation of a GenBank genome assembly